AUGAAAAUUGAACUCUGUGGCGAUAACAGCGAUAUCGAAAUAUCUAAAUGUAUUUUCAAUUGGAGUAAUAACAAAACUACUGAUGGUUGUAGCUCGGAAAGUAGAAUAUUUGAAUCUGAAAAAAUCAUAACAAAGGAGGAUGGGGAUAAGUAUUGCUAUACUCUUAAGGCUGAUGAUAGUUACUUUUUCAGCGACUCAAAAAGACUCCCCGGAGAAUUGUCGGUAAAGAGCAUUGACUUUUAUUUCAAAAUCCUUAACAUUUCCGCCGUUGUCGAGCAUUUUUUAUCUGUAGCAACUAUCACAGGCCGAAUAUCAGAUAAAGGGUUCAAGGACUUAUCACCGACAAAUCCAGUAAAAAAACGAUUAGAUGAACAAAUGAAUACGUUCGCGGGCAUCCAAAAUGUGUCAGCUCUGGUAUACUUUAAGAAAACCACAUUGUCUACUUUACCUGAAGACGUAUCCACAAUCCUCGGCCUACCUCCUAAUUACAAUAAUACAUCCUUCUUUACCACUGUGACAAAAUACUUUCAAAUGCAUCCAAACGACAGCUUCCCCUUUACAGGUCACUUUAAUAUUGCUCCGGGAAGUUUUCUCCACGAGGUGCAAUCUGAAAAACGUUCAUAUACGGUUCUUGGGGCUUUGGGGGUGGCUGGUGGUGCUGUUGGAUUGAUUGGUGGAAUUUAUAUGUUGUUUUUUGGACAACCGAGAAUUAAUCCUUGGGGUCUAAUGCAUAAAGUGGCAAAAUCGGAAAUAGCACGCAAAGCAGACUUCAAAGACCUUCCAUUCAUCACAAAAACUAAACCUGACAAAGAACAAAUUUCCACUAAAGAAAGAAUGGGGCGGGUAGAAAUAAGAACAAAUUGGAUCAUUUAA
This is a messenger RNA of Entrophospora sp. SA101, 873 nucleotides long. NCBI's taxonomy places the organism in Eukaryota, Fungi, Glomeromycota, Glomeromycetes, Entrophosporales, Entrophosporaceae. The record is from the annotation of a GenBank genome assembly.